Yarrowia lipolytica CLIB122 is the source of this 816-nucleotide messenger RNA. RefSeq lists its product as uncharacterized. The record is from RefSeq and is a predicted model, not a curated record. Gene Ontology annotation, molecular function: RNA polymerase II general transcription initiation factor activity; promoter-specific chromatin binding. Gene Ontology annotation, biological process: transcription initiation at RNA polymerase II promoter. Gene Ontology annotation, cellular component: nucleus; SAGA complex; transcription factor TFIID complex. Lineage: Eukaryota; Fungi; Ascomycota; Dipodascomycetes; Dipodascales.
AUGUCAUCACCACAAGACGUGUCAAUGAGCGAUAUCAAGGACAAGGAGCCCGAGACGACCGUCAAGACGGAGCCCGCGGAGCCCGCCGCUGCCGAAAACGACCCGCAGCCCGCCCCGACGGAAGGCGCACCAGACACAGACGCAAACAGCAAGGAGGAAGGUCCAAAAGAGGGAGGCAAAGAUGGUGUUGAGGGGGAUGGCGAGAAGAAGGAGACUGGAGAGAAGAACUCCGAGGACAAGGAACCAGGCGCACGGGAUUCUGGAGCUUCUGGGGCUUCUGGGGCUCCUGCAGCUCCCGGAACAGAAGAUGUUGACAUGGAGGAUGCCAAUCCCGAGGAAAACGACAUUGAUAUCGACUUUGAGCUGGAGGGACCGGCACAAGAGGAAGAGGAGACCGCACAGGUGCCGGGCCCGGUGCCGGUGACGCGCAAGGACAAGACGCUGAGCGAGUUUCUGGACAACAUGAACGAGUAUGCGCCCAUCAUUCCUGACGCGGUGACAGACUACUAUCUGGCAAAAUCGGGGUUCCAGACCAACGAUGUGCGGAUCAAACGACUGUUGGCGCUGGCGACCCAGAAAUUCAUCUCGGAUCUGGCCUCCGACGCCUACCAGCACUCGCGCAUCCGGUCGUCGUCGUCCGUGUCUUCGGCCUCCAACCCCCAGGCCCGGGCCAAGGCUCUGGUUGCAGGAGUGGGAGGCGCGCAGGUGCAGAGCAGCACAUCGGGUCGGUCGAAAAUUGUCCUCACUAUGGAGGACUUGUCGUCGGCAAGCAGCGAGUACGGUCUCAACCUCAAGAGACCCGACUAUUACAGGUAG